Messenger RNA from Microstroma glucosiphilum, 938 nucleotides. RefSeq lists its product as hypothetical. The transcript has 5 exons. Gene Ontology annotation, cellular component: ribosome. The record is from RefSeq and is a predicted model, not a curated record. Gene Ontology annotation, molecular function: structural constituent of ribosome. The coding region runs from base 37 to 501 and encodes 154 amino acids. Gene Ontology annotation, biological process: translation. NCBI's taxonomy places the organism in Eukaryota, Fungi, Basidiomycota, Exobasidiomycetes, Microstromatales, Microstromataceae.
CCUCAACCUCACCUCACCACCUAUACUCAUACAAACAUGGUACCUGACCAGAUUGCUCUGUCUCUUUCCCCCCAUCGUCUAUGCUCUUCGUUCGAACUCAUUUCCCUUGGUCUGCUCCUCCCCUCCUCCCGCGCUGCCCUUGCUCGACCUACCUACCUCAUCACACCUAUUGCCGCUGCUGCACGCCCUCAUCUGCUACCAUUCUCUCGAUAUCUUGAUGCUACGUUGUUGAUUGGUUUGAAGGUCGGAAUCACCGGAAAGUACGGAACCCGAUACGGUUCGUCGCUGCGACGAUCGGUCAAGAAGAUCGAAAUCUCCCAGCACUCCAAGUACACCUGCACCUUCUGUGGUAAGGACUCGGUCAAGCGAACAAACGUUGGUAUCUGGGAGUGCAAGUCGUGCAAGAAGGUCAUUGCUGGUGGUGCUUGGGCUCUGUCGACCACUGCCGCUGCUACCGUCCGAUCGACCAUCCGUCGUCUGCGUGAAGUGACCGAGGCCUAAACUCGUCUUGUCACUUGACAAAACGAAACAAAAUCUCUGGCUCCGUCAUCCUAGCAUUUGACCGGUCUCUCUUGACAUAUUCCUUCACUUGUAUUCUUCUUGCUCUCACACCCCCAAUUCUGUUGAAGAUUGGAGAGAGGCUCAGCGUCUUCAAGGCGGGAGUCUUCUUGUCAUCGUCAAUCAUCAUCACAUUACACAGGUACUUGCAGGCGCGAGAGAGUGGAGUAGCAAAUGGGGUGUCAGGUAUAAAUAGCACGUACCGUUGAAGAUUGAAACAGAUUUAGAGGACAAGUGACAUUCCGAGAUGGUAGCAGGAGAGGUCUGGAUGCUGAUGUCGAGCGUUGUGGACGAGCUGGAUGCACUUCAUCUGCCUUUUGCUGCUAGUUAGACACAGUCUUCUCCAAAGUCUUCCGUACGCAGCUCUCGACGCAACUACG